This is a messenger RNA of Mercurialis annua (annual mercury), 1252 nucleotides long. RefSeq names its product glycine-rich RNA-binding protein blt801. Lineage: Eukaryota; Viridiplantae; Streptophyta; Magnoliopsida; Malpighiales; Euphorbiaceae. The transcript is spliced from 5 exons. Bases 123 to 998 code for a protein of 291 amino acids. Gene Ontology annotation, molecular function: RNA binding. The record is from RefSeq and is a predicted model, not a curated record.
CCUAACAUAAACCCCAUUUCGAAAAAUAGGGUUUUAGUCACUUUCUUUCUCGCUCUCUCUCCUCACUCACAGCUCUGAAUUGAACUCAUUCCAAGAAUCAAAAUCUAGGGUUGUUAUUUGCAAUGGCUUUUCUCAGUAAAGUUGGGAAUAUAUUGAGGCAGACAGUUACCAAGCAGAUCAAUGAAGUUUCUGUAUCCUCCAUGCCUUCCUUAUAUCAAGCAGUGCGUUUGUCGUCCUCGAAAGUUUUCGUUGGAGGUAUAUCUUAUCAAACUGAUGACCAAAGUUUGAGAGAGGCUUUCAGCAAAUAUGGUGAAGUCAUUGAAGCUAGAGUCAUUAUGGAUCGUGAAACUGGUAGAUCUAGAGGAUUUGCUUUUGUUACUUUCACCUCCAGUGAGGAAGCCUCUAGUUCCAUCCAGGCCUUGGAUGGACAGGAUCUUCAUGGUCGCCGUGUAAAGGUGAAUUAUGCAAAUGAAAGACCUCGUAAUAAUUUUGGCGGAGGCUUUGGUGGUGGUGACGGAGGCUAUGGCGGAGGCGGCUAUGGAGGUGGUGGCUAUGGUGGUGGAGGCUACGGAGGCGGUGGUGGAGGCUAUGGGGGCGGUGGUGGAGGAUACGGAAGUGGUGGAGGCUAUGGUGCUGCUGGUGGAGGCUAUGGCACUUCUGGUGGGGAAGGUUAUAACAAUAAUUAUGGUGGUGGAAAUACUAGCAGCGGUGGAAAUGUUGGCUAUGGUGGUGGAAACAAUUUUGACAGUGCUAGUACUGGAGGCGGUGGCACUUUUAAUUAUGGCAGCGGUGGUGCUAAUGCUGCAAGUGAAAACCCUAGUGCAUUCGGUGCUGGUGGUGGCAGUGAUAACUUUGGUCUCGGUAAUACAAGCGGUGGGUUUGGUGGAGAUUCUGGAUUGGGACAGCCGCCUAGUAGUAGUGGUAAUGCAUUUGGUGAAGCCGGUUCUGAUCAAGAUAAGGACGAUGACGAGACUGAUGACUUUGCCAAAAGGGCGUGAUGGAAUGCUUUUGUUGAUGGAAAGCAUAUAUUGUGCUUUGAUUAAUGUUUAAAGCAGAAAACUCUUUGUUUACUUUUUAUUUCUUUCUUUCUUUGUUUCUAAACAGUUCGCAUCAUUUAUCAAUUUGGUGCUGUGAAGUGAACUUCUAGUCUGGUAUCUAUGACAAGCAAAGGAUUUUGUUAGAAAUAAUUAUAGCUGCAUGUACAAGUGUUUCCUAGCCUUAUAAUGGCUUAUUGUCAUUCAUUUUCUUUAAA